Messenger RNA from Striga asiatica, 402 nucleotides. NCBI's taxonomy places the organism in Eukaryota, Viridiplantae, Streptophyta, Magnoliopsida, Lamiales, Orobanchaceae. The record is from the annotation of a GenBank genome assembly.
AUGUCCCAAACAUACAAGUGGCUGUUGGAGAAAGGUCGGCCAUUGCCAAAGUUUGGUGAAUGGGAUGUGAAUGAUCCAGCUUCUGCAGAUGGGUUUACUGUAAUAUUUAACAAGGCCAGGGAUGAGAAGAAAACAGGCGGGAAGCCCGAGUCCCCCACAACGGUGGCUCCAAAUACAAAUCAUGCAGCAGAACCUUUAAAACCUCAGGGUGUAAAUUCUUCCUUCCUAGCCCCGAAAGCUGGUUUUAGAGAUCAGAUUGAAGCUGACAUCUUGUGCUUAUCUGCAGAAAAAAUGGUUUUGCUGCAUGUAGAGCCCAAUCGCGCAAUCUUGACCAGGUGGUAUGAGGCACUUAAAGUAGCCCAUUUUGUGUGCUGUAAAGUUGUGUUGAUUCUGGAAAGAUAA